AUGCAGAGCACAACUAAAAACAGCAAUGUGAGCAUUAAUUCAGGACUUUACUUCUCAAGACCUUUAAAUGAGAAAAUAUUGCUUGUACAGGUACUAGUUGGGAUCUUUCUAUAUGUGAACUUCAUAAUGAUUUUUACCUUCCUAAAGAAGGAGGUUUUCAGAGAGGAUACUCGGUAUAUUUUGUUUGCACAAACUCUCUUCAGUGACUCUCUUCUUAUGGUUUUGACUGAUUUAGCUGUAGUUUGGAGUUACUACGGUUACCCUAUCCCAAUGAUUACAUGUUGCAUAUUUUGCACACUCAUGAACUGGCUUAACGACUGCACUCCUUUGACACUGGUGGCCAUGUGUCUAGAGCGCUAUGUGGCCAUCUGCAUGCCACUGAGACAUGCUGACAUCUCCAACUCCAGAAACAGAAAAAUUGGACUUCUGAUCAUCUGGAUUAUCGGUUCUGUAAAACCCUUGCUUAUUCUUCUUGGGUUCAUAGCUGUCAACCCAUCAAGCACUAUGCAGUCUUCUGUAGUUUGCAGUGAAGAGAUAAUGCUAACAUUUACCUGGCAGAGUCAGUUAAGAGCUGUUCUUUCACAGUUAUACUUCAUCUGCAUGUUUGUCAUCAUUGUGUUCACCUAUAUUAAAAUUAUGAUGGCUGCAAGAGCUGCUUCUUCAGACAAUAAGAAAUCUACAUACAAGAGUCUCAGAACAGUACUUCUUCAUGCCUGUCAACUCUUCCUAUGUUUGGUUCAAUUUCUAACCCCGUAUAUAGAAAUGACAGUUAUGCAAAUUGAUUUUAUGUUGUUUAUCAAUGUAAGAUACUCUAAUUUCAUAAUGUUUGUUAUUGCCCCACGCUGCCUAAGUCCACUAAUUUAUGGAAUUAGAGAUGAAAAGUUUUUCCUUGUUUUAAAAGACCAUGCCUUGUUUGGUCUUCCAAAGAUUAUUUCAGGGAUGGCAAUGCCAGACGAUGUUCCCUGGAGGAACGCAGUGGACGAGAAGGAGCAUAAGCCUGUAUUAGCGAGUGCAGGUAGAUGGGUGCAGACCCGAAAGUUGCUCUGUAAGCAAGCAUUUGUGAAUUGA
Messenger RNA from Chanos chanos (milkfish), 1068 nucleotides. Its product is annotated as odorant receptor 131-2-like. The record is from RefSeq and is a predicted model, not a curated record. Lineage: Eukaryota; Metazoa; Chordata; Actinopteri; Gonorynchiformes; Chanidae. Bases 1 to 1068 code for a protein of 355 amino acids. The transcript is spliced from 2 exons. Gene Ontology annotation, biological process: detection of chemical stimulus involved in sensory perception of smell; G protein-coupled receptor signaling pathway. Gene Ontology annotation, cellular component: membrane. Gene Ontology annotation, molecular function: G protein-coupled receptor activity; odorant binding; olfactory receptor activity.